Messenger RNA from Hermetia illucens (black soldier fly), 2112 nucleotides. RefSeq names its product succinate dehydrogenase [ubiquinone] flavoprotein subunit, mitochondrial-like. The transcript is spliced from 7 exons. The coding region runs from base 83 to 2050 and encodes 655 amino acids. The record is from RefSeq and is a predicted model, not a curated record. Gene Ontology annotation, molecular function: flavin adenine dinucleotide binding; succinate dehydrogenase (quinone) activity; electron transfer activity. Gene Ontology annotation, biological process: mitochondrial electron transport, succinate to ubiquinone; tricarboxylic acid cycle. Lineage: Eukaryota; Metazoa; Arthropoda; Insecta; Diptera; Stratiomyidae.
CGCAGUGUCCUAAACAGGAACAUUUGACUUUUUAAUUUCACUUUUACGUUUCACAAAGCUGUAUAGCAUUCAGAUACUGAAAAUGAAAGCGUUUAGCUUCGGAAGAAGAGUAUUUCCUGUGAAACGUCUCCAAUCUAUCUUUGCAAAUUCAAUCCGCGGGGCGCAUGAGUUAAACUGUGAUGCCAAACAUGAAACUGCAUCAACAACGUUCCCGAAAACUUACAAAGUAGUGGAUCAUUCCUACGACGCGAUAGUUAUUGGAGCGGGUGGUGCAGGCUUACGGGCUUGCUAUGAACUCGGCAUGAACGGAUAUAAAGUCGCUGUAAUUACAAAGAUGUUUCCUACCAGAUCGCAUACGGUUGCAGCGCAAGGGGGUGUGAAUGCAGCAUUAGGGAAUAUGGGGCAAGAUGACUGGAAGUACCACAUGUAUGACACUGUCAAAGGGUCUGAUUGGUUGGGCGAUCAGGAUGCUAUUAGCUACAUGACACAUGAGGCUCCACGGACGAUAUUAGAGCUGGAGAAUAUAGGGGUGCCUUUUUCACGAACUAAAGAAGGAAAGAUUUAUCAGCGAUCAUUUGGUGGCCAAUCGUUAGAAUAUGGGAAAGGUGGAAAGGCAGUGAGGACUUGCGCAGCGGCUGACAGAACUGGGCAUGCCAUCUUACAUGGUCUGUAUGGGAGAAGCUUACUUUAUGAUGUCGACUACUUCCUUGAAUAUUUUGUGAUGGACUUGCUUUUUGACCAAGAAGGUUGUCGUGGAGCAAUAGCUUUAUGUUUGGAAGAUGGGUUGAUUCACAGAUUCAUGGCCAAAAACACGAUAAUUGCUACUGGUGGAUUUGGAAGAAUAUACUUUUCAUGCACAGCGGCCCACAUGUGUACUGGAGAUGGCUGCAGCAUGAUAUUACGCCAGGGACUUCCAUUGCAAGAUUGCGAGUUCGUCCAAUUCCAUCCAACGGGCCUUUAUCCAGUCGGUAUCCUGAUGACUGAAGGUGCACGUGGAGAAGGUGGCUAUCUGGUCAAUUCUGAAGGGGAGCGUUUUAUGGAGCGAUAUGCCCCAAAUGCCAAAGAUUUAGCCUCACGUGAUGUAGUAUCACGCGCCAUUACCCUUGAAAUACAAGAAGGACGAGGAGUUGGGAAGGAUAAAGACCACAUGCACUUGCAAUUACAUCACCUGGAUCCCAAAGUGUUACAUGAACGGCUUCCUGGAAUAAGCGAGUCUGCAAAAAUAUUUGCUGGAAUAGACGUAACGAGUGAAAAUAUCCCGAUUAUUCCUACCUGUCACUAUACUAUGGGAGGUAUACCCACUAAUUACAAGGGACAGGUUCUCUCUGUUGACAGCAAUUGUAAUGAUUGUUUUGUUCCUGGAUUAUAUGCGUGCGGUGAAUGUUCUGCAGCAUCGGUUCACGGUGCUAACCGACUCGGAGCUAAUUCUUUGCUUGAAGUUAUCAUCUUUGGUGAAGCAUGCGCAAGAGAUAUAAUGAAGAAUGAUAAGCCUGGAGCAGAUUUUUUGUGUUUAAGUGAGGAUGCUGGGGAGAAGUCAAUCGCAAAUUUGGAUUGGAUACGCUCCGCUAAGGGUGAUAUACCCCCAGCAGACCUUCAGUUGGAAAUGCAAAAAACUAUGCAAACAUAUGCAGGAGUCUUUCGAAUUGAAAAGCUCCUUCAAGAGGGUAUCUGCAAAGUGAUUGAAUGUUACCAGAAAUUUGCGUCUUUGAAACUAACAGACAGGAACUUAAUUUGGAAUACCGAACUAGUUGAAGCUAUGGAACUUCAAAAUCUGCUAGACUUAGCAAUGGUGACUAUUUCGGGUGCAGAGAAUCGGAAAGAGUCAAGAGGUGCUCAUGCCCGCGAAGACUUUAAGGAAAGGCUCGACGAAUAUGAUUACAGCAAACCGGUCUUAACACAGCAGAAACGCGAAAUAGAGUUCCAUUGGCGUAAGCAUACAUUGGCUUGGAUUGAUAAAAAAGGAACUGUGACAUUCAAAUAUAGGCCAGUUAUUGAUUGUCCUAUUUAUAAGGACGUUGAACCAAUUCCUCCUGCAGUACGGUCUUACUAGGUGUUUUCUUGAAAAUGGAUGUUUACAUUUCUAUCUAUACGGUCGAUAUACAGAGAGAAGUA